Coffea eugenioides is the source of this 1029-nucleotide messenger RNA. RefSeq names its product thylakoid lumenal 15 kDa protein 1, chloroplastic. The record is from RefSeq and is a predicted model, not a curated record. The transcript has 8 exons. Gene Ontology annotation, cellular component: chloroplast thylakoid. Bases 50 to 745 code for a protein of 231 amino acids. Lineage: Eukaryota; Viridiplantae; Streptophyta; Magnoliopsida; Gentianales; Rubiaceae.
CGCAGGGAUUAUCCACAUGUGAUGUGAGUCCAUUUCUGGAUCAGAAGCAAUGGCAGUUGUGAACGUCUGCUUGUCUUCCAAACUCCCUCCAAAGCCCAAACUUGACAAUCCGCUUCCCAGUCAGCAGCAUUUUUGCUUCCCGUCUCUUUCUCUUCCCUUCAAUUGCACUGCCACUAGGCCACAGCGUCCCGUGAAUCAUCAGUCUCAAGCUCCUCAGAAUCCUCUGCUUUGCUUGGGAGAAUCAAUAUCCAGGGCAAGCUUUCUCGCCCUUCUCUCUGCUUCCCUCUUCUUUGCAUCCGACCCUGCUUUAGCAUUCAAGGGUGGAGGUCCUUACGGUGCAGAAGUUACCAGGGGACAAGAUCUCUCUGGGAAAGAUUUUAGUGGGAAGAGUUUGGUCAAGCAAGAUUUUAAAACUUCAAUACUUAGGCAAACCAAAUUCAAAGGCGCAGCAUUAGUAGGAGCUAGCUUCUUUGAUGCUGAUUUAACAGGUGCUGAUCUAUCUGAUGCUGAUCUUAGAGGAGCUGACUUCUCUUUAGCAAAUGUGACCAAGGCAAAUUUGAGCAAUGCAAACUUGGAAGGCGCACUUGCUACCGGGAAUACAUCUUUCAGAGGGUCAAUUAUAACUGGCGCAGAUUUUACGGAUGUUCCUCUCAGGGAUGAUCAACGAGAAUACCUUUGCAAGGUUGCAGACGGAGUGAACCCAACUACUGGUAAUGCAACAAGAGACACAUUGUUCUGCAACUAGUACCGUAUCCCAAAAAGAUUGUGCAAGGAGCGAGGCCUGGGUGAAGGCUUUGGAAGACCAGCAACCAUUGACAUUUUUGCAGCAAUCCAUAAGAGUGGCAAAUUCUAUUCGACCGCCUGAGAGAGGAAUGAAUUUUCUAAAACUUUUGAUUUGUAUAGUGAUGGCUCAAAACUCUUCUGAUCUUUCCCUUCGUUUCUCCUUCAGUCCGAGCUCAAAAGUCAACGUAUUCUCGUGUACAUUCUUUGAACAGAAUUGACCGGUUCAUUAGCAUCUCUUUCCAUAAU